AUGUUAUUUUUUCUUUCAAACGAUCUCAUUUGUCUCGGGAUGAUUAUCUACACGGACACAGACGACGGUUUUUAUCUAUCUAUCUAUCUAUCUAUCUAUCUAUCUAUCUAUCUAUCUAUCUAUCUAUCUUUGUCCAUUAUCUAUCUAUCUCAGAGUUUUAUCUAUCUAUUUAUCUCAGUGGGUUUUAUCUAUCUAUCUAUCUAUCUAUCUAUCUAUCUAUCUAUCUAUCUAUCUAUCUAUCUAUCUAUCUUUGUCCAUUAUCUAUCUAUCUCAGUGUUUUAUCUACCUAUUUAUCUCAGUGGGUUUUAUCUAUCUAUCUAUCUAUCUAUCUAUCUAUCUAUCGCAUUUUUCUCUUUGAAUUUCUCUUUCCACUCCCGUGUAUCCCCCCCUCUCUCUCUCUCUCUUUCCCCAUUAAUCUCCCCCUCCCGUUCAAUUCGAUUUCAAUCUCCCUUCUCAUGUAUUUCCUUUCAACCUGUUCUUCUUUAUAACCUUGCUAUCUUACCUACGCGCUUUUUUCUUUACUUUUACUUUCUUCUUGCUUUCCCUCUUUUCUUUCGUCUUUCUUGUGAUUUUCCUUUCCUUCCAUAUUUCUCUCUUUCUUUUCUUUCAUUCUUCUUUCACCUUAUUUUUCCUUUCUUUCUUUCUUUCUUUCUUUCUUUCUUUCUUUCUUUCUUUCUUUCUUCUAUUUUCUCAUCUAUUUUAUUUUCUGAAAACUUUUAUUUCGUUUCUCCUUCUUCCUAA
Messenger RNA from Acanthosepion pharaonis, 741 nucleotides. Lineage: Eukaryota; Metazoa; Mollusca; Cephalopoda; Sepiida; Sepiidae. The record is from the annotation of a GenBank genome assembly.